CAGCCAGUCGUGUUUUUCCCCUCGCCGAGCUCACUCUCUCGCUCUCUCAUCCUGUGCUCUGACUCUCUCGCGUGCUCUGUGGAUCAACGGACAGACGAGACCUCUCCUCUCUUGCUCCUCGUCUUCUGUCUCACCUCUUCCUGUUUGUUGUUUUAUCUCAUCCUCUUCCUUUAUUUGUUUUUUUAAACAUUUAUUUUUAUUUCUCUUGUUCCCCCCUUCGCCCUGUGCCAGGGGCAUCAGUGGGGGUCCCAGAGAGAGUGAGUGUGUGUGUGUGUGAGUGAGUGUGUGUGUUGGAGGUUUCGGCAUGGAAGCAGUGGCACUUUAUACGUUUCGUGCCACAGAAGGUGAUGAACUCAGUUUCAACAAGGGAGACUUGCUCAAGAUCACCAACAUGGAGGAUGAUCCUAACUGGUACACAGCUGAGCUCCACAACAGAAAAGGCUUUGUACCAAAAAACUACAUCAACCUGCGGCCACACGCCUGGUUUGCUGGUCGUAUUUCUCGUGGUGUGGCAGAAAGUCGACUAAGACACAGGGAGUGCGGGGCUUUUCUGGUCAGAGAGAGUGAGAGCGCCCCUGGAGAGUUCUCCAUGUCUGUCAGUUAUGGGGACCAUGUUCAGCAUUUCAAGGUGCUGCAGGACCGCUGCUGUCAGUACUACGUGUGGGACGAGCUCUUCGCCUCCCUGAAUGAGCUGGUGGAGUUCUACCAUAGCAACAGCAUCGCUAAGGAGAGGACCGUCUUUCUGAGAGACCCCGAGCACUUCGCCAGGCGUCCCCAUCACGCCCACGCGCUCUUCGACUUCACCCCCCACCACCCAUCUCAGCUACGCUUUCUGCGUGGUGACGUCAUCGAACUCAUUGACUGCUCUGACUCUCUGCGCUGGAGGGGCCGUUGCCAUGGACACGUGGGCUACUUCCCCCCGGAGUACGUCCAGCCCAUUUACCACUGCCAAUGACCUGACACUUUGAUCAAACACCCAGCCAUACCCGCAGGUUCAUCAAUAAGCCAUCUUGACCCCGCCCCCUCACACUGCUCCCCUGCUCUGCACCUGCCCAUUCACCUCUGGAGAACUGACGCGCUGCAGCUGAACGUUAUGUAAAUGACUCCUCCCACUCUCCUCUGUGACGCCACCUGUCAAUCACGAGCCGCGCCCGAAUCAGCUGCUACAGGUUCAUCAAUCGCUUCCACCUGAUCCCACAACUCCACUUACUCUUUAAUCAUGUAAAAAAAUGAAGAUAUGGACCUAUACACUGUGGAGAACUCACAUAUACAGACUGACAAACCCACACACACACAACCCCAGGCAUAACCAUCUAUUAGAGCUUAUCAGCACUGGUGCAGGCUAAAUAAAAGCAACACACACACACACACACACCUGGUGAAAACAGAAAGCAGUGUGUUUGACCCAUGGGAGGCUGAGGAGGAAGGGCGAGGUUUUCUGCGCUGAAGAUGAGUCAGGAUUCACUCCAGUGUUUUUACUGCCGUUCCCACGAAGAGAUCCGGUGAGCUGAGCAGAGAGACACAGAGAGUCAUUGUGAAUAUUUGGGGCAGACACUCCGAGGACACUGACACAGCAGAUUCUUCUCGCUUGGCGUGUGUGUGUGUGUGUGUGUGUGUGUGUGUGUGUGUGUGUGUGGAGGAGCUUGUGUGUAAAAUGUGGGUCUGAACACAUGUAUCUGCAAACUUUAUGUAUGUUUAAUGUGUGCAAAGGGUGUGUGUGAGUGUGUAUUUGUGUAUGUGUGUGUGUGUGUGUGUGUGUGUGUGUGUGCUCUGUGGACCAGUAAAGGAGGUUACUGUGUUAAAGUGACCAGUGAGAUGAACACUGCCCAGAUGACACUUUGUUUUAAAAAACACCGCUUAUAAUGUAAUACGCUCAACUCAAUUUAUGAAUCAUUUGUUUGUUUCCAUGUAUUUAUUCUUAUUCAUGUGUAAUCUUAGAAUACAUACAGUAUAUUACAAGUGAGAUUAAACAUUGUAAAAAGUUUUUUUGUUGCUUUUUUGUUUCUGUUGCAAGAAAAAGUUUAAGAAAACCACAUUUUAUGUGAUUAACGGUGAGAACUUGGACCGGUCUUCCUUAACAUGUAAUGACAAAUCAUUUCAAUAAAGUGAUACAUUUACCUCUUUGAA
Messenger RNA from Plectropomus leopardus (leopard coralgrouper), 2127 nucleotides. RefSeq names its product GRB2 related adaptor protein a (gene grapa). Gene Ontology annotation, molecular function: protein binding. The record is from RefSeq and is a predicted model, not a curated record. Lineage: Eukaryota; Metazoa; Chordata; Actinopteri; Perciformes; Serranidae.